Acanthaster planci (crown-of-thorns starfish) is the source of this 795-nucleotide messenger RNA. RefSeq names its product protein mago nashi homolog. Gene Ontology annotation, biological process: RNA splicing. The record is from RefSeq and is a predicted model, not a curated record. Gene Ontology annotation, cellular component: nucleus; exon-exon junction complex; catalytic step 2 spliceosome. NCBI's taxonomy places the organism in Eukaryota, Metazoa, Echinodermata, Asteroidea, Valvatida, Acanthasteridae.
UUCAGGGAAGGGCGCCAUCAAGUGCUUGCAUCAUCACCAUCACGCCGAAAACAUGUCGAACGGAGAAUUUUACUUGCGAUAUUACGUCGGCCAUAAAGGCAAAUUCGGCCACGAAUUCCUCGAAUUUGAAUUCCGACCAGAUGGCAAGUUGAGGUAUGCCAACAAUUCAAACUACAAGAACGAUGUCAUGAUCAGAAAAGAGGCCUAUGUCCACAAGGCUGUCAUUGAAGAGCUGAAGCGAAUCGUUCAAGACAGUGAGCUAAUGCAGGAAGACGACGAGCUAUGGCCACAGCCGGACCGUGUCGGACGCCAGGAGCUGGAGAUUGUCAUGGGCAACGAGCAUAUCUCCUUCACCACCAGCAAGAUUGGCUCGCUCAUUGAUGUCGGCAACAGCAGGGAUCCUGAGGGUCUGCGCAUCUUCUAUUACCUCGUCCAGGAUCUCAAGUGUCUCGUCUUUUCACUGAUUGGUCUACACUUUAAGAUCAAACCCAUCUAGUUGCCCUCUUGACACUUUGUAUCUAGUCCUAUUUUGUGUUAGUUGAUCCCCCCCCCAGUUGUCCUGUACAUCUUUUUGCUUCUUGUAUCUAGUUCAUACAGAGGUAUCUUAGAAGACAAAUUUCACCAAUUUCCCUGUUCCAUUAGGAUUGAUGGUGCAUUAUUUUUCUUGUUCAUAGCACCCUCCAUUGUCAAGUGUGUCAGAAAGUGAGGAACUGCACUUUGGAAAUUAACUUCCUUGUGAAAUACACUCGAUACUCUUUUGUUUGUCACUUUUGCCAUUACCCCAUAAAAGUACAA